AAAAAAGAAUGAAGCUGAAAUGAGAAAACAAUGGCUGCUGUGUGCGCUCCCCAAAACCCUAACCCUAGCUCGCCGGAGCCACCCAUUCUCUUCCUCCAGCUCUGGCGGGGGUGUGGCGGUGAAGAAGGUGACGAAGGCCAACUUCGAGUCGACGUUAGAGGACCUGCGAACGCGGGUUCGGGAGGCUGACUUCGUGGCGAUCGACCUUGAGAUGACCGGAGUGACGAGCGCCCCGUGGCGUGAAUGCUUUGAGUUCGACCGCUCCGAUGUGCGGUACCUCAAGGUUAAGGACUCCGCUGAGAAGUUCGCCGUCGUUCAGUUCGGUGUCUGCCCCUUCCGUUGGGAUUCUUCCCGUAGUUCCUUUCUUGCCUAUCCGCACAAUUUCUUUGUAUUUCCUCGGAAAGAGCUACCACUUGAUGGUCCAGCAUAUGAAUUUCUUUGCCAGACGACAUCAAUGAACUUUCUAGCUAAAUACCAAUUUGACUUCAAUGCAUGCAUACAUGAAGGAAUAUCUUAUUUAUCCAGAGCACAAGAAGCAGAGGCUCUUAGCAAGUUAUCUUUAGCAUAUGAGAAUGAAUUGACUAAUUCCACAAAUACCUCACAAGAAAAUUUAGAAAUACCUAUAGUGAGUACUGCAGACCUUCUCUUCACAGAAAGGAUAAAGAACAGGUUCCAUGAAUGGCGCAAUGGAAUCAUGAAAAACAGUUGUACAGAUCACUAUUUGAAAGAAGAACCAGGGUGUGUCAUGUCUCAGUUUCAGACAGUUUUCUUUAAGAUGCGACCAGCGGUCGAAUUAAAUGGUUUCAAUUCCCACCAAAUGAAGUUGAUUCAAUUGGUAUUGAGGAAACACUUCAAAGAUCUCGUGUUCAUUCGUACACCUGGUGAAGAGGUCGUAUUUGAAAAGAAAGUGGUGUAUACUGAUUCUGAGGAAGACAAGGCAUUGCUUAUGAGGGAAGUUCUGGAAGAUCUUCAUAGGAGCAAGGAAGCAAGAGUCAGAUCUGCUGUGGGGUUGCGCCAUGUUAUUGAUUGCCUUGUAUCCGAACAGAAAUUGAUUGUUGGACACAAUUGUUUUCUAGAUAUUGCACAUGUAUAUAGCAAAUUUUUUGGUCCUCUUCCUUCAUCUUUAAUGGAGUUUGCAUUAUCCGUACAUGAGAAUUUUCCUAACAUUGUGGAUACCAAGCAUUUUCUAAAUUCAAGUCAUGUACUUCAGUAUUUGAUGAAGAAAAGCAGCAAGUCAUUGUCUUCAGCAUUCUCUUUGCUCUGCCCAAAAGUCUCUUCUUAUUCAGUGAAAUCUGCACAUGCUUCUUAUGUGAAAUUUGAGGUUGAAGAAGAUGAAGCCGGGUCAUCCAACUGGACCUCAGGUGCAAAGCAUGAAGCCGGUUUUGAUGCUUUUAUGACUGGAUGCUUGUUUGCUCAAGAAUGUGCACAUUUGGGUAUAAAGUUUGAUCUAAGUUCACCAUUAACAAAUCUGGCAACAAAUGAGAAGCUAAAGGGCUACAUCAAUCUUCUCUACCCCAGCUGGAACAGUGGAACUGUAAUCGACCUUACUACUGGUAUUGAGAAACCAGAGUCAAACUACAAACGAAAAUACCCUACGGUUUUAUUUUCAAACAUUGUCCUACUCUGGGGCUUCCCGUCCAAGUUCAAGCCAAAAGACUUGAAGGAUUGCAUAACUAAAAUUUUUGGUGCGAGCUCAGUAACAUCAAUCUUUUUCUUGGACUACACAGCAGCGCUCAUUCAGUUCAGCAAGAAGGAAUUUGUGAAUGAUUUUUUGAUGCUGAAGGACACAUUGGAAAGAAACCCGGAUGAUCCAAUAUCUGUGCUUAACCCACUCGCUGGACUAUUAGAAGGUGACAAUACACGAGCUGCUGAUUAUGAUACCUAUAAGACUAUCUGCAGUUCAUCUGCAUCUAAGGUCUUGUUCGCUGACCAGGCUGAAGCCGCAGGCAUCAGAUGCAAGACUUUAUUCAGUUCUCAGAGUCCAGAGGCCGGAAGCUCUGCAGAAACACGGCCUUAUUCUCAUCAUGUUUCUUGUGAAGAUAUAAUUGAUACUCUUUAUGCAGCUAGAUCAGUAUCAUGAGAAUGUAUGAGUAGCUUAUAAAUUAUUUAUGUUAGUUCCCGAGUAUUUUUGUAAGAUACCAAUAGUUUGGAAAAACGAAAGAUUGUUACAAGGAAAAAUAUCUUUGUUUCCGGUCA
Dioscorea cayenensis subsp. rotundata (Guinea yam) is the source of this 2196-nucleotide messenger RNA. RefSeq names its product poly(A)-specific ribonuclease PARN. The coding region runs from base 20 to 2080 and encodes 686 amino acids. NCBI's taxonomy places the organism in Eukaryota, Viridiplantae, Streptophyta, Magnoliopsida, Dioscoreales, Dioscoreaceae. The transcript is spliced from 7 exons. Gene Ontology annotation, molecular function: RNA binding; 3'-5'-RNA exonuclease activity. Gene Ontology annotation, cellular component: cytoplasm. The record is from RefSeq and is a predicted model, not a curated record.